AUGGCUUCAGUAGUGGCAACCCUUGCUUAUGUAAGAGGCGUUCAUUACCAGAUUCUUUUAUGGAAUUUUCCGAAAGCUCUGUAUACCUUUGCUAGCCUGUUGUCGAUCUCUUUAUCGAUCUUCGCGUUGGAAGGAAUGAUGAUGCCCGGAGA
This is a messenger RNA of Loa loa (African eye worm), 152 nucleotides long. RefSeq lists its product as hypothetical. The transcript has a single exon. Lineage: Eukaryota; Metazoa; Nematoda; Chromadorea; Rhabditida; Onchocercidae. The annotation marks the transcript as partial. The record is from RefSeq and is a predicted model, not a curated record.